AUGGGUUUCAGCACUACGGCCGAGUUCGAUCAGGCGUAUCAAAUUGUACAGGGUACUUUUGCAUCUGGCACCACCAAGAGCAAGGAAUGGAGACGUCGUCAACUGAAACGGGCUUGGUGGAUGAUUGAGGACAACAAGACGCGCAUCUGCAACGCUCUCUAUAUCGAUCUACACAAACACUAUCAAGAAGCCUACAUCGGCGACUGCGCUAAUAUCCAAGCGGAUAUUCUACGCACCCUCAAAAAACUGGAUGAGUGGACGAAGGAUGAAAGACCGGAAAAAUCCGAUCCUCUCAACUUCGUAGGAAGAGCCACUGUCCGCAAGGAACCUCUUGGUGUGACUCUGAUUAUCGGCGCAUGGAAUUUCCCCGUCAGUCUGCUCCUGCAGCCAAUGGCUGCUGCGAUUGCUGCUGGGUGUGCCGUCAUUCUCAAACCAUCGGACGUAGUAUGUGCCACUCAAGAUGUCCUGAUGGAAAUUAUUCCCCAAUACAUGGACCAAGAUGCGAUCCGGUGUAUUUCCGCUGGCCCACAAGAAAUGGGAUAUAUCCUUGAGCAUCGCUUUGAUCACAUUUUCUACACUGGAUCUCCCAAUAUUGCCAAAAUCAUCCAUGCAGCAGCAGCAAAGCAUCUGACUCCCGUCACACUUGAAUUGGGUGGUCAAUGUCCUGCUAUUGUCGCAGAAUCGGCGAAUCUCGAUCUCGCCGCAAAACACAUUGCCGUUACUAAAUUCAUGAAUGCUGGACAGGUUUGCUUGAAUGUAAACCACGUUCUAGUCCACCCAAGUGUACGAGAACGCCUUGUCGCUGAUUUGAUUCGAUACUUUGACACGUUCCUAGGAGGCAAAGCCGACAAUGCAGAGCAUUACACCCACAUCAUCAACCAGCGUAACUUCGACCGCCUUGACAAUCUACUUCAACAGACCUCCGGAAAAAUCGUCUAUGGUGGCCAGCGGGAUCGUCAAAGUCUGUACUUCGCACCAACAAUCAUCACCGGCGUUAAACCCGGCGAUUCCCUUCUCUCCGAAGAGCUUUUCGGCCCGAUUCUCCCCAUCAUUGAUGCAGACUUCGAUACUGCUCUCUCUCGGACGCGUUCAGGAGAGCAUCCACUCGCGAUCUACGCAUUCACUACUCAAGAAUCCGAAAAGGCUCGCAUCUUGAACGAAACCCAGUCCGGAGGCGUGACCUUCAACGACUGCGGUCUCCAUAUAGCUGCUCGCGAUGUGCCAUUCGGUGGUGUUGGGAACUCCGGCCAUGGUCGCUAUCAUGGCCCGCACGGUAUCUUGACUUUCUCUCAUCUCCGUACGCAUAUCAACGCCGUGCCUUCAUGGUUGGAGGGGCUUCUCGCUGCGCGGUAUCCCCCCUACUCGGUUCAGAAGGCUCACAAAAUGAUGGCACCCGUCACCCCGCCAUUUGAUCGGGAUGGCAAUGAUACGACUUUCGCUCACUCAAAGUGGGCCUUUGGCGUUGGGAUUCUCGCGCUCUCUGUAUUGUUUGUGACUCGGUAUCAGAUUAUCGCUUUCGGUUCCAAGUGGCUCAAGUAA
Penicillium roqueforti is the source of this 1539-nucleotide messenger RNA. RefSeq lists its product as uncharacterized. Lineage: Eukaryota; Fungi; Ascomycota; Eurotiomycetes; Eurotiales; Aspergillaceae. The transcript is spliced from 3 exons. Gene Ontology annotation, molecular function: aldehyde dehydrogenase (NAD+) activity. Bases 1 to 1539 code for a protein of 512 amino acids. The record is from RefSeq and is a predicted model, not a curated record. Gene Ontology annotation, biological process: aldehyde metabolic process. Gene Ontology annotation, cellular component: cytoplasm.